AUGAGGGCGUUCCAAGAGACAGCGUCUUCUGCGCUAUCCAUCCCGUCGAACACCCUCCUCGACGCCUCCAUGGACCCCCACUUGGCGUACAUGGUGACGAGGCUGUUGCAGACGUUGCGACUCCCCCGGACCCCCGCUUUGAAGCAGAACCCGUGGAUCGCCUCGCCGGAGCGGGCAGAGGGCCCCGAAGCCGCCACCGCGGAGAUCAAGGCGAUGAAGGUGACAAUAUUCGGCUCCACGCCGUCCAGCAGCAUCUCCUUGAAGAGCGCCAGGGCCUCGCCGGCAUCGAUGGAGAUCAUCGUCGUCCACGAGACGACGUUCCGCUCCUCCACGUCCUGGAAGACCCUCCGGGCGCAGUCCGUCGACCCACACUUGGCGUACAUCGACAUGAGAACGUUCGACACCGACGCGCCCUUGACGAGUCUGCUCUUCAUGGCCAUGCCGUGGACCUGGCGCCCCAUGCGCAGGUUCCUCUCGUGCCCGCAGGCCGCGAGCGCGCUCGAGAGUGAGACGUGGUCCACCACUAGUCCUUCCCUGGUCAUUGCGACGAAAACCUCCAUGGCCCGAGCCCAGCGGUCCUCCUCCUGAGCGUACCCCGAAAUCAGAGCAUUCCAGGAAACCAGGUCCCUCUCGACCAUUUCUCCGAACACCCUGUCAGCUUCUUCCAGGAGACCCGCCUUCGCAUACGCCGAUAUCAGGGCGUUCCCGACGAAGGUAUCCGACUCGAAGCCCGCCUUCACCACUUGAGAGUGGAGCUGCAGGGCAAAGCCACUGCCGCCGCCGCCGCCGCCGCCGCCGUCGUCGUCGUCGUCGAGGUCCGACGUGUAG
Spirodela intermedia is the source of this 828-nucleotide messenger RNA. The record is from the annotation of a GenBank genome assembly. NCBI's taxonomy places the organism in Eukaryota, Viridiplantae, Streptophyta, Magnoliopsida, Alismatales, Araceae.